Mycotypha africana is the source of this 1966-nucleotide messenger RNA. Its product is annotated as nucleoporin Nup85-like protein. Gene Ontology annotation, cellular component: nuclear pore outer ring. The record is from RefSeq and is a predicted model, not a curated record. Gene Ontology annotation, molecular function: structural constituent of nuclear pore. Gene Ontology annotation, biological process: protein import into nucleus; positive regulation of DNA-templated transcription; mRNA export from nucleus. The transcript has 7 exons. Lineage: Eukaryota; Fungi; Mucoromycota; Mucoromycetes; Mucorales; Mycotyphaceae. The coding region runs from base 289 to 1863 and encodes 524 amino acids.
GUUGUAACGAUGAAUAAACAGGAUUAUAUACAGGACGUAUGUCAAGCUAGCCUUUCAGUAGAUGAAAACCUUCGAUCAUUUCGUUCAACUUUUUAUCAGCAGACUUUCAAGACGUUUGAAAAUUCAGAAGUUUGCCAGACUAUUAGUUCGAAUGAGGCCGUCCAGCAAUUUGAAGAACUACUGCAUAAUCACAUUGAGCUAGUUGAACAAGUAAGACUUUAGAAAAAAUGAUGAAUUACUUUUUGCCGCUUUAUCCUUAUACAACCGUAGUUCUACCAUAUUCCUGCCAUGCGAAGAGAGCGUGAUUCUUUCACACAGCUAUUGUCCAUAUGGACAUUUUGCAGAAUCCUAUAUUUUCUAAAAGACAAAGACUUAUUUCCUCCACUUAUGCGCUGGUUCAACGACUUUAACAAAGCUUUAUUCUUUGAGUAUGACAAAUACUCUAUCUAUCACAAUAAGUCAGCGCCGAUUUUUCAUGAAGAUUAUUGGAAAUAUGCCACCCGUAUGGCUGUGUUAGGCCAGCACGAUCAACUUGUCGAUUUACUUGGGCAUACUUUAAAGAGAACAUCCAGUAACCGACUGACAGCAAGAAUAGAAGAGUUAUACAAGCUGAUAGAAGGAAAAGAGGGUAGACGCUUCGAUAAAAACGGCCUUAAAGAGAUCAAGGCUAAAACUGAAAAACUUGGGGCAAAAAAUGAGACGACACAACUUCAAAUCAAUAAUUUACUGUCACUUAUCCACAUUUUAAUGGGAGAUGAGGGCACGAUUUGGCGACAUACAAAGGAUGACCUUCACGCGUUCAUUUGCAUUUUUUAUUAUAAAGGCGAAGACAGCAUCAACUUUUCUACUGCAGCGUCAGACUUUUACAAGCGAUACCCAACAGAAACUAAGACAGUCUAUGAACAUUUACUAAAAAAACGUUUUGAUGAGGCUCUUGAAUUGUGUGCAGUGAAUGACUGGUGGCUGCUAUGUCAUAUGCCAAAUUUAUUCAGUGAGAUGAAAGGCGCAUUUAGUAAAAUGAUGGCCAUUGAAACUAAAAAGAAGGAAGCACCAUUUUUAGUCCCAUUGAAAAAUCACACAAGACUUUAUUAUGCAUCAGCUUUACUCAACACAUUUGGAUUGUGGAAAGAGGCUUUCACUUAUAUGCUACAGUGCGAGGAUUUGGGAAAAGAUGUUAUACAAGAGCAUAUGAGAACUAUAGAUAUCUCCAAGUUGGAUGACGAAAAGAUGGAUGAUUACGUUCAGUUCUGUCAAGAUCAUUCCAUCAGAUCCAUCGGAGAUGAACUUUGCAUGAGAAAGGCGAGCUAUCUUUUGUCCAUCAGAGACUUUAAAGGAGCCCUAACCUAUUAUAGCAAAGCAAAUGCUUACCAGCAAGUGGACUCUGUAUUUGAAGAGAUCCUUUCUGAUUACGUUAAACAGGGCACAACGAUCGAUCUACAGGCACUUUCAAAUCAAUUUUCUGGCUUUCACCACACAUUAUAUUCUCUUUUAUGGAGUAUGAAUCAGUAUUUAUCGCAGUUGGAUAUUACUCAAGCAGCAGAGGCGUACAAAAAAUUGAUUCGCUUGGAUCCUAUCCCUAUGCGCCUGAUACCCAUUGUACUCUGGGAAGGAUUGAGGAUUAUUGAAGGUUAUGUCCAUAUUGUAAAGCUGAAUACGCAAGAGGUGGAAGUUAUCAAGAGACUUUGGAGCACUAUAAGCAAAAACGAUGAUCCUGUUACUUAUGAACUAUUCUAUUACUAUAUCCAAAAAGACAAAGAUGGUUUAGUGCAGCCCACAGUGGAGGCGUUGGCGCAAUGCGCACGACAAUUCCUUGAUGCUACCAGUCUCAGGUAUUCUGUGGCUUUUUCAAAAGCUGGCUGCUAAUUCAUUAAAGAAAUCGCUGGAACAGACUUUCUCGCUGAACUCGCUCAAAAACAUAAUGACAUAUAGAAUUAUAUACCCCUUUCCAUUCCAUGAAUAAAGUUGC